AUGAAACAACAUGAAAAAGACAAGAAGAACUUCGGAUUGAUAAGACUGAAACAACAUGAAAAAGACAAGCAAAACUUUGGAUUGAUAGAGAUGAAACAACAUGAAAAAGACAAGAAGAACUUUGAAUUGAUAGAGAUGAAACAACAUAAAAAAGACAAGAAGAACUUUGGAUUGAUAGGAAUGAAACAACAUGAAAAAGACAAGAAGAACUUUGGAUUGAUAGGGAUGAAACAACAUGAAAAAGACAAGAAGAAUUUUGAAUUGAUAGGGAUGAAACAACAUGAAAAAGACAAGAAGAACUUUGGAUUGAUAGAGAUGAAACAACAUGAAAAAGACAAGGAGAACUUUGGAUUGAUAGGGAUGAAACAACAUGAAAAAGACAAGAAGAACUUUGGAUUGAUAGGACUGAAACAAAUGAAAAAUACAAGAAGAACUUUGGAUUGA
This is a messenger RNA of Paramuricea clavata, 444 nucleotides long. Lineage: Eukaryota; Metazoa; Cnidaria; Anthozoa; Malacalcyonacea; Plexauridae. The record is from the annotation of a GenBank genome assembly.